UUUUUUUUUUGAGAAAUGGGUGGGGUUUAUGACUUUGUGGCUGUGGUAAGUAGUGACGACCCACCUUCCUGUACCCGGUUGAGGAAGUGAAUUCGCUGACAGGGCUGGGUUCCGUGAGGGAGGCGAAAAGAAACAUAAUUUACCUGGUGGGGAUAAAAACAACAACAGUAUAGAAGAACAAGUUGUGCAAGCACAAUAAAACGUACGUGCAAAGCAUAUUUCCUCUCCGAGAUCGUCACUGAGCGCCGCAGACAUGAAUGACCAGCAGCUGGACUGUGCUCUGGACCUGAUGAGGCGUCUUCCUCCCCAGCAGAUCGAGAAGAAUCUCAGUGACCUCAUCGACCUGGUGCCCAGUCUGUGUGAGGACCUACUCUCCUCUGUGGACCAGCCUCUGAAGAUCGCCCGGGACAAGGUAGUGGGGAAAGACUACCUGCUCUGUGACUAUAACAGAGACGGUGACUCCUACAGAUCCCCAUGGAGUAAUAAGUAUGAGCCACCCAUCGACGAUGGUGCCAUGCCAUCUGCCCGCCUGCGCAAACUAGAGGUGGAAGCCAACAAUGCCUUUGACCAGUAUAGAGACCUGUACUUUGAGGGUGGCGUAUCGUCUGUGUAUCUGUGGGACUUGGAUCAUGGCUUUGCUGGGGUCAUCCUCAUCAAGAAGGCUGGAGACGGCUCCAAGAAGAUCAAAGGCUGCUGGGACUCCAUCCAUGUGGUGGAGGUGCAGGAGAAGUCCAGCGGACGGACCGCUCACUACAAACUCACCUCCACCGUCAUGCUGUGGCUCCAGACGACCAAGGCCGGGUCUGGAACCAUGAACCUGGGUGGCAGUCUGACAAGACAGAUGGAGAAAGACGAGACAGUUGGAGAGUCUUCCCCACAUAUUGCCAACAUCGGCCGCCUGGUGGAGGAUAUGGAGAAUAAGAUUCGCUCCACUCUCAACGAGAUCUACUUUGGGAAGACCAAGGACAUCGUCAAUGGUUUAAGAUCUAUUGACUCUCUGCCUGAUAACCAAAAGUACCGGCAGCUCCAGAAGGAGCUGUCUCAGGUCCUUACCCAGCGCCAGAUCUUCAUUGACUAAGGCCAGAGGAGUGUUCAGACCCUGGCUGACAAGUCAAAGCAGGAGGCUCUGAAGAACGACCUGAUGGAGGCGCUUAAACGCAAACAGCAAAGCUAGAGAUGCUAUUUUUUCUUUUAUUUUCCUCUCUGUUCCCCUUGCACUUUCUCCACCUUACUCCAACCAUCUUUUUUCUGUUUGUGUGUCUCUCCUUCCAUGCCUAUUUCAGUGCUGCACUCUUGUUCAUUCGUGGAAAAACCAAAAGGAGAAAAUGCUUCGCUUUUUGUGUUUUUGUUUUAUUUCAUGCAUUGUUUCGAGGCAUCUCAUUCGCUAUCAAGCCAUUCACCCACCCUGUCUCUUUCUCUCUCUCUCUCAUGUUAUGAAUAUUAUGAUAGUAUUCUUAAGGUUAAUGAUAAUCUUACAGUUUUACCGCAAUGUUUAUAAUCCCUAUAGCUCUGUCACAGCUGGGUCUGUUUUGAAUGAGUGACAUCAGCUCCUCUCCUAUCCUCUGGUUAGGGGACAGAGCCAGAUGGACUGUACUGUAGCUAGGCUUGGCUGGGCUAACAAAUCGUCAUUCAUUUCCACCAAUGUUUUCUUUCUUGUACCCAUUAUAUCAAAGUGUCUGUGCCAUCACCUUUCUCGAAAUAUAACUGUCAAUAUAACUGUCAUUUUUCUGGGUGAUGUAAUGGCAAACGGAAUGAGAGAGGGUGGCCCUAGAUAUUAUGUAUUGUAAGGAUUGGUCAAUGGUUUGACCUUCGUCCCACUCUUACCCGCAUGCGUUGUGAGUCUGAAAGCAUUGGAUCCCGGGAUGGAGCUGUAGACCUCUAAAACAUGGGGAGGGACUGUUAAAUUCACUGUGUAUACCCAUGUCAUUAAGUCCCCCUCUUACACUGUGUAUAACGUGACGAUUUGCAUACCUCUCUGUCUCUCUCUUUCUCCCUUUCACUUGGUCUAUGUUGGGGGUCACAGUUUUGUCUUUUUGCGUCUUGAAGGAAGCUUUUGACCGUUUCCGUUUUGGAGGGAAUCUUUUUUGUUGUAUUUUGUUUUUAUUUUGUAAAGCUAAUGAUUCAUAUUGUAUUAGAGCCUCCAGCAACAAUAAAAACAGUAAAAAACUA
Salmo salar (Atlantic salmon) is the source of this 2169-nucleotide messenger RNA. RefSeq names its product F-actin-capping protein subunit beta. Gene Ontology annotation, molecular function: actin filament binding. The record is from RefSeq and is a predicted model, not a curated record. Lineage: Eukaryota; Metazoa; Chordata; Actinopteri; Salmoniformes; Salmonidae. Gene Ontology annotation, cellular component: cytoplasm; F-actin capping protein complex. Gene Ontology annotation, biological process: barbed-end actin filament capping; actin cytoskeleton organization; regulation of lamellipodium assembly.